Messenger RNA from Phoenix dactylifera (date palm), 2551 nucleotides. NCBI's taxonomy places the organism in Eukaryota, Viridiplantae, Streptophyta, Magnoliopsida, Arecales, Arecaceae. The record is from RefSeq and is a predicted model, not a curated record.
AUGGUGAAUCCUCCUUUGGUGCGAAAGCUUUACAUUGUGUACUUGGGAGAGAGGAAGCAUGAAGAUCCAAAUCAUGCCACAGCUUCGCAUCAUGACUUGCUAACGUCUAUUCUUGGGAGUUACAAGCAUGGCUUCUCGGGCCUUGCAGCUAUGCUCACAGAAUCUCAAGCAGCGUUACUAGCAGGUUCAAAAAUUUUGCAGAGUAAUAUGGGAAGGAUAUGGCCUGAAUCGAAGAGCUUUAAUGAUGAUGGAUAUGGCCCCAUACCCUCACGGUGGAAAGGAAUAUGCGAGGUUGGAGCGGCAUUCGACACAAAUAAUUGCAGCCGGAAGAUCAUCGGAGCUCGAUACUACACUGCUGGGAUCAGCGAGAGGAACCUCAAGAACGAUUUCUUGUCCCCCCGGGAUGCCAACGGCCAUGGCACCUUCACGGCCUCCACGGCUGCCGGCUCCAUCGUGGAGAACGUAAGCUUCCACGGGCUCGGCGCCGGUGUGGCAAGAGGCGGUGCGCCCCGUGCCCGGCUGGCCAUCUACAAGGCAGUGUGGGGAACCGGGAGGGGCCGCGGAGCCGGUAACAGCGCAACGGUGCUCAAGGCCAUAGAUGACGCUAUUCAUGAUGGGGUGGAUAUCCUAUCCCUAUCGCUUACGGUGGACGAGGAGUCAUUUGGUUCGUUGCAUGCCGUGGCCAAAGGGAUAACAGUGGUGUAUUCGGCCGGGAACCAAGGCCCCAUGCCUCAGACCCUGUCAAACACCGCCCCUUGGGUCAUAACAGUGGCCGCCAGCACAAUCGACCGGUCUUUUCCUACUGUUAUUACCCUUGGAGACCAUCAGAGUUUUGUGGGCCAAUCCAUCUUCUACAGCUCCACCAAAGACCACCCCAAGAGCAAAUUCAAGCCACUAGCUUAUGGCGAUAGCUGCACUGAGAAUUCGUUGAAUGGAACGAACCUAGCUGGAACAAUUGUCCUGUGCGUGGCCGCUUUGGUCUCACCAACAUCUCUAUUCUCUGUAGCACUCUCCAAUGUUCUGAAAGCUGGGGGUGAGGGACUGAUUUUUGCACAAUACACCACCAAUUUCCUCGUAACGACCCAAGGUUGUGAAGGCAUACCUUGUGUUCUAGUCGACUUUGAGACAGCAAAUCAGAUCUUCAAUUAUAUAGACAGUGCAAGUGAUCCAAUGGUGAGUGUAGAGCUGACGCGCAAUGUUGUAGGGAAAGAGGUUUUGUCUCCAAAGGUGGCAGCAUUUUCUUCGAGAGGUCCAGCGAUUCUGUUUCCCGGUUUGCUCAAGCCUGAUAUUGCUGCACCUGGAGUCAGCAUCUUGGCAGCGAGAAGGAACUCAUAUAUGUUUGGUUCAGGAACCUCAGCAGCUUGUCCGCAUGUAUCAGGAGUGGUAGCUCUGCUAAAAUCCCUGCAUCCUGAGUGGUCUCACGCUGCCAUAAGAUCAGCACUCGUGACCACAGCAUCCAUUACCAAUGGAUUUGGCAUGCCAAUACAAGCAGAGGGACUCCCAAGGAAGAUUGCCGAUCCUUUCGACUAUGGGGGAGGCCAUAUCGAUCCAAACAAAGCUGCUGACCCUGGCCUUAUUUAUGAUAUCAAUCCAAAAGACUACUACAAGUUCUUCAAUUGCACUUUAGCACCAUUUCAGAUUUGUGGCUCAGAGCUAGAACCUCUGUAUUACCUAAACCUCCCCUCCAUCGCCAUUCCAAAUCUCAAAGAUACCGUGACAAUUUGGAGGACUGUUACUAAUGUGGGUAAGGUUGAUGCUAUAUAUGAAGCUGUUCUCCAACCUCCACCAGGUGUUCAUAUGCUUGCAGAGCCUUCGACCCUUGAGUUCAAUGCCGAAAACAAGAUGCGGACCUUUAAAGUAACCUUCACGUCCAUUCACAAAGUGCAAGGCGACUACAUGUUUGGGAGCUUAACUUGGUGGGAUGGAUUUCAUUCGGUAAGGAUUCCAAUUGCUAUUCGUGUGGUGAUCGAGGACUUCUAUGCGGAUACUGCAUAGAAUUGACGUGAGGGGAGAGUAAUAAAUGAGUAUCUCUGCUCUGUAUCAAGAUUAAUGAGAUAUAUAUAUUCUGUUGCUACUGUUACCUGUGCGCAUAGAAGUGAGCUAAUGCUACUUGCCAUCAGCCCUUUGUAGAAGAUUCAUGAUCUUCUAAGACGCCAGUAAUCUUGAUAGAUAUGUAUGAGAGCUUAUAGUACAUUAAAGAUCCUAUUAGAAUCCAAUGCACGUGUAGAGUUGAUGUUAUGAUAAUGCACAAAUAGUUAAUUGGAUAUGAAUAUUAAUGUUUUAUUAAGGAUCUCUAACAAUGCCAUUAAGAUCCAGCUUAACAUUCAGACCUCUUGGAGAUGCCAAAAAUUCCAAGCCUCAAGAAGAGCUGGGGAUCAGAUAGUUGCAGCCUUGUGCUGGGAAGCUCAUCAGUUUAUAGGAUCUUCCUGAGGAAAAGCUCAUCUGCUUAUGCAGUCUUGCAAAAGAUCUUCCAGAUUGUAUCAGAUGCAGGAGAAUCUCUGUUCCAAGAAAAUGCAAGAGGGACACUCCAUAUUGUGGAACAAGUCGAAGU